Messenger RNA from Thrips palmi, 5559 nucleotides. Its product is annotated as apoptosis-resistant E3 ubiquitin protein ligase 1. The record is from RefSeq and is a predicted model, not a curated record. NCBI's taxonomy places the organism in Eukaryota, Metazoa, Arthropoda, Insecta, Thysanoptera, Thripidae. The coding region runs from base 109 to 2829 and encodes 906 amino acids. Gene Ontology annotation, molecular function: ubiquitin-protein transferase activity. Gene Ontology annotation, biological process: negative regulation of apoptotic process; proteasome-mediated ubiquitin-dependent protein catabolic process; protein polyubiquitination. The transcript has 15 exons.
GGGACGUCGCCGACGUCGCCGCUGUCCUCGCCGGACGAGGGCGUCUUCUGCUUGUCGUCGUCGUCCUCCAUCCUGGCGGCCGAGUCGUGCGAGAUCCGCUCCAUCGGCAUGUCCUUGCACCCGUCCAGCAGCGCCUCGUCCGGUAUUUCGAGCCUUGUUAGCUGCGCUACAUUGACAGAACUACCCGACUUUCCGGAACUACCCGAGUACGAUGAAGCCAGGUUGCAGAGGGCGGCACAUUCCCUGCGACAGAGGCUGAUCCUCAGGAGGUGGCUCAACCAGCUAGGCCUUGGUCAGCACUACCACAGAUUGAUACAUGCAGAUGUAACAGCUCUGGAGGAUGUGUACUGGCUAGAAGAUAGUCGAGCCCAACAGUUGGUGGGCAAAGACUUUGCUCUUUGGUCUGCCGCUCGACAGACUCUUCCUUCAUCUAAGGAGCAACUAGAGUGGCUGAAAACCGAACUGUGGUCCGGUGUCGUAAAAGAGAGUCAACAUGAGGAUGCAUGGACAUGGGGCGGCAUGCUGGUUGUGUCGGUGUCUGUGGCGGGCCUGGUUACGCUGGCUGCCAUGACCCAGCCUUCUCUCGCUCCUGAAGCUAAGACGUCUCUUCUACAAUAUGUUACGGGCAAAUAUCUUUUGCCCUCUAAUUGCACUGUCAUUUUUGAGUGGGAUGAACCAGCUGUUGUUGGUGAAACUGUAACAUUCACAGUCCGUUUUUACCAACGCAAUGGACAGCCAUACCCAAUAUGUGACACAGAUAGUCUUGUAGUAGAGGUCACUGAAGGGCUGCGCCGCAUAGCUACCUUGUCAGAACUAGGUGGUACUGAGCCAUCUAAAGCAAACAUCGCAAAAGUCAAAUUCACUGUACGUCAUGCUGGCGUGUACCGUAUUGUUGUAUUAGUGGGUAGUUGCCACGUUCAAGGAAGUCCUUUCCACAAGAAGUUCCUCCCCGGACCACCAAAUCCAAGGAACACAGUUUUUGUCCGUCACAGCUCUACUGUUGUGUGUACUGCCAAAACACCUUAUCCAUUGUACAUAGAGCCAAGGGAUGAAUUCAAUAAUCUGUGCUCUUUUGAAGAAGACGAGGAUCCUCUGCAAGGAUAUGCAGUGAACAUAACUGGAGUUGGCAGCACGGACCCAGCUGAUUGCACAGUGAAUAUGGAGUAUGAUCUUUUCACAUUUCGAAUUGAGCUCAUUAUAUGUAUCAUCCCUGAGGGUUGUUACCAUGCCUGUGUGAGCUAUAAUGGAGUCCCACUUAACAAUGGAGAAUUUGACAUCAUUGUCCUUUCCUCCAAUGAUGCAAAUUUGGUGUAUAAGAAUGUUGCGUCAAAGAACCACAAUAUUUGUUAUGAAGCGCGUCUUGUAAGCCUGAAUGGAGAAAGACUGGUAAAGCCGCGGCGUGUGGCUUGUUAUGUUUCCCCUAAGCAGGUCACCAUCAAAGAUUACGUUCUGAAAUUCUUUCCUAAAAGGCUGUACACUUUUCGUCUUUGCCCCUCAACUAAGUUUAUCUACCUUGGUAACAACAACCAACACUCUGGUCUACCUGGAUUCAUUAUAGAUGACGGCUCACAACCAAAAAUAGAAUUAGUGGCUCGAGAUAGAAAUGUUUUAGCUGCAACUUUUACUCACUUCCUUCUGAAAAAUAUAGGAGGAUCUGAAACAUUCAAAGACAAACGAGACUUUUUCUACCAUGAAGUCAGAAAAAUGCACCAGAAACAUUUCCAUGAAAAGUUGAAUCUGCGGGUACUGCGGGAGAAACUACUAGAGUCUUCCAUGAAAGUCACAAAGAAUUUCUCAGUUGGUGACUGGUGCCGAAACUUUGAAGUUGCUUUUAUAGGAGAGCAAGGAAUUGAUUGGGGAGGAGUGCGUCGAGAGUGGUUUGAAUUGGUGUGUGCAUCGCUUUUCGAUUCAAGGAACAUGCUCUUCAGCGCGUUCAGCGAAGGAGGCAAUCAGCAGGCACUUGUCCACCCUUCACCAGCCCACAAACGGCCUCCACAUCUCAAACUGAAACACUUGGAGUUCGCUGGUCGCAUUGUUGGCAAAUGUCUGUAUGAAUCAUCUCUUGGGGGUGGAUACAGACAAAUGGUCCGGGCCAGGUUCACUAGAUCAUUUCUUGCCCAAAUUAUUGGCCUCAGAGUUCAUUACAAAUAUUUUGAGCAGGAUGAUCCUGAGCUGUAUUUGAGCAAAAUUAAGUAUAUUCUGGAAAAUAAUGUUGAAGACAUGGACCUGUAUUUUGUGGAAGAAGAGUAUGACAGGGCUGGCCAACUUGUCCAAGUUGUUGAGUUGAUUCCAAGUGGAUCCAAAAUUCGUGUCCAAGAAUCAACCAAACAACAAUAUCUAGAUGCUUUAGCUCAGUACCGUCUGGCGACCAGUGUUAGAGAUGAAGUAGAGGCAUUUCUUAAAGGGCUCACUGAUCUUGUCCCAGACAACCUGCUUAGCAUCUUUGAUGAAAAUGAACUUGAGCUGUUACUCUGUGGAACUGAGGAAUACAAUGUAUCAGACUUCAAGGCAAAUCAUGUCAUCAAUGGUGGCUCAGCUGAUUUCCGUCGGUCUCUUGAAUGGUUCUGGACAGCUGUUUCUAACUUCACAAAAGAGGAAAUGGCUCGGCUUCUUCAGUUUACAACUGGUUGUUCUCAGUUGCCUCCUGGAGGCUUCCGUGAGCUCAGCCCUCGGUUUCAGAUUACUGCUGCUCCUACUUUUGGAUCUUUACCUACAGCACAUACCUGUUUCAACCAAUUGUGUUUACCUGAAUAUGAAAGCUACGAGCAGUUUGAGAAGGCCCUACGAAUUGCAAUCAAUGAAGGCGCCGAAGGGUUUGGCUUGUUUUAACAAGUGAUUGCAUCCAUCAUCCCAAAUCAUUCCUUUCAUUUAUCUAUGAAGAUUAUUGCUAUAGUUGUGACACUUCUGUGUUAUUGAGAAGUUCAUGUCAAAGUAUGAUGUGUAGGCAUAAUGCGAGUAAGGUGUGUCAAAGAGAUGAAACAUGUAGAUAGGUAGAUGGCUUUUUUUGUUUAAAUAUUGUGUUGUCUCUAGAAGUGUGGUCACACAAAAAUGACCAAUACCUUAUAUAAUGUACUCAGUAAAUGACAUAAAGGACCAGGUGGUGUCCUGAAAAAGUUUCUAUCUUUUGUGGCACUCCACUUUUGAAUGGACUCAAUGUCAAAGUUAGAUUUGUUUUGUUACUUUUGCUAUUUAUUAAAACAUUGAGAUUUUUUUAUGUCUUCAAAUGUUUUUUAGGGGCUGUGAUGUCUUUGUUUUACUCAUUUUAGACUUUGAGUUUAGCUCAAUGAAUCGUUUUGUGAACAUUCCUGUUGUUACCAUCUGAUAUGUCUGAUUUUAGCUAUAUUUUGCAAGUGAUUUAUGUGUUGCAAGUAUUUUGCAAGAUGCCGUCUACUUUACUUGAGAAUUCCUUUUUCCUAAAAAGACAACUUGCUGUCAUGAGUUGCCAUGUUAUAAAAGAGUAGUUAACUGCAACAUUCCAUUUUCUAGAUUUGUGAUUCAAAAGUUUCCAAAUCGAUUAGCAUCCAUUUAAAGGGACCAUUUUCAUAAAUUCAAUCCCAUACUGGAUCAUCAAAUCAUGUUGCACAUUUUGCACAAGGAAUAUACAGUUAGUUCCUGUAAUUAAAAAUUAUCAUUUUUAACAACUGUAGUGUGUUUACUUGUUUGUUUGUUUUUAACAUUUUUGACCACUAGCUGUUUAACAUUAUUACUCAUGCUAUUUACUUUGGCAGAAAAAUUUAGUCUAUUGCAUUUUUUGUUGUUUGUUCACCACAAAGCUGCAAUUUUUUCUUUUCAGUAGAGCUUGGAUUGUCAAUUUUCUUAACUUUAUGAACCAAGUUUAUUGUUGUUGAAAAAAGAUUCUGGUUCCAGAUGAGGAUGCCAAUUCUUUUAUGGGAUCAGUCAAAUAUUCCAAAGUUAAUUGGAACCUGGAUCUCUCAAUUUUCCUUUCUAGAGUAUUUUAGAUUAGAGAGCAAGGUCGGGCUGCUAUGCCCCCUAAUCUGUAAAUUUGGCUGUCAAAGGCUGGAUCGUUGGAAGAUUAGGGAUAGCCGAAUAGAUAAUAAACAACUGUGAUAGAUUUGCUGUUCUAUUGUUAACCAAUUACCAUUUAAUGAUAAGAAUGAUGGGGCUCCCCUCAUAAAUAUUAUGAUAUAUGAUCAAUGGUUGUGCCUCAAUAAUUAUGUAUUUCAUAAGAUCCUCUCACAUUCUCUAACUUCAAGAUUGUUCUAAUGUUAAUUUCUUUUAAAAAGUCAUUUGUUUUUCUGGAGUUUUUUUUUCUUGUCAUGUUUGCUGAGAUUGUAGUAAAUGAUGCAGAAGCUAACUUUUGUCUGUAGUACCUUAGCUGCAGAAAUGGAAGGGUUCUAUUUUUAGCCUGUCAACUGCUGCAAUUUAUUGGACCUGGAAUCAAUGAAGGAAGUGACUUUGUUUGUAAAAUCUUAGCUGCAUAGAAGCAGUAGAAGGUAACUUAAACUGAGCUUAUAAUGAUUUGUUAGAUUUCACUAGAAAUGUUUUGGUGCUAGAUGUGAUAUUCCAUGGCUGGUUCAGAAUGCAAAGGUUCCAGCUCUAAUUUUUUAAUUUUGUUUUGUUCAUACAUUUACUCAUUAUAAAAGAACACAAAUGUCUGCCGGAAAGGACUGUAGUUUUUGACUAGAGUUUCUGCCACUUUUGCUCAGAUUUUGCUUGUGGUUGAUGCCUCCUUUUUUUGAGGUCAUUGGGGAGAAAUUUAGGCAUAUCAGAAACAUUAUAACAUUGACAAUACAUGCCAUGUGGCCCAACUUGAUACCAUAUUGUGGUUUUUAAGAACGGGGUUCUAUCUUUGACCAGCUAUGCUCACAUGUUGGGGAGUGGAAUAUGAGCUGCUCCACUUUGUGUAUACUUGUUAAUAUUUCUAAGUAAGUUCCAAAAGUACCUGUUAGGUAGCGGAACCAUGCUCAUAUUGUCAUCAAUUUAAUCCCUCACGUCCAUAUGUGACAAAUUUAUUUAUGACCUAAUGUAAUUUAUUAUUCCAUCAUGAAGCCCUCAGCAAGGGAAAGUAACUUAUUGUCCCCAGACUUAUUGUAAGAUCAUGAAAUGUUUGUGAUUCUGAUUUUGCUAUUUUGCAUUAUUCUUGUGCAUUUGGCUAUGCUCCGUCCACUUCAAAAUUGUAAAGUCUCGCUUUUAAAGAACAGCAUGCAGUUUGGAGUGAAUAUUUGUGGAGGGUAUAUAUAGAGACAAAGUUUCAUUAUUUUAUUUUUUGCUCGGGGAGAAAACUGCUGUUGAAACAUGGCAUUUGAGUAAUAUUAUCUGUGCUGCCAGAUAAGCAUGUUUCACUCAAAAUAGUAAUCACCUGCUUUUCUGUCCCUGACGCACCCUUCUAUUCAUACAGUAUUACCAAAUAAUCAUUAUCUACACUGGUAAUAUAAAAGUACAAACAGUCUUGACAACUAAGAAAAUUUUAAACAAUGAUUGUAAACUAUGUAGCUUGGUUAAGAAGGAAACUUACAUGUAACAAAUGUUAUCUAUGAUCUCAGGACUCUGAUUGUAUGGAGCUACUGCAUAAAAAAAUAAACACGAUUUGGCUCUGUU